Molecule: messenger RNA, 6838 nt
Organism: Chiloscyllium plagiosum (whitespotted bambooshark)
Lineage: Eukaryota; Metazoa; Chordata; Chondrichthyes; Orectolobiformes; Hemiscylliidae
Source: RefSeq, a predicted model, not a curated record
UUAAAGACAUACAAUAAUAUAAAUCAGAACUUUAAAGGAAGUUUAUUAAUUUAAAUUAAAAUAUUGUUCUGGGCUUGCAGAUAAACUUUCAGGUCCCAUCGGUCAUAUAAGGCCUCAAGCAAACUGCAGGACAUGGUGUGCUCCCUCUCCAGCAAUAGCGGGGCAUGGACAUAAGGGAUAUAUGUGCAUAACUCAUUGAAGCUGACAGGUUAGGUUGAGACGUUGAUUGAAAAAGCAAGCAGGAUUCAGGUCUGUAAAAAUAAAAGCAUACUGAAGACUUUACGGUGGACAUUUGCAAACCAUUAGUUCGGUCUUAAUUGGAAUAUCGUGUAUAGCUCAGGGCACUGCUCUUUAGGAAGAAUGCCACUCUCUUAGGAAUGGUGCAGAAGAGAUUUAUAAAAUGCUGUCAGGGAUGGGGGUUUCAGUGAAAUGGAUACAUUGGAAGCUGGAGUUAUUCCCGUGGAGAACAGGAGGUUGAGAGGAAAUUUAACAGAGAUUGUUCUAAACCGUGAUGUCUCUAGGCAAAGUAGACAGGACGAAUUUGUUCCCAUUCACAGAAAGAUUGAGAGUCCAAAGACACUGCUAGACGAUAUUAACCAGUCAAAAGAGUUGAAUCUGAGAUGAAGUGAAACAAUUUUCUGCAGCGUAUCCAGAGGAUUUAGUUUGUGACGUUUGAAAGGAUGAUGGAGGGAGGAAGGGAUUUAGAUAAGUACUUGAAGGGGUUCAACAUUCAGUGUGUGGCUGUUGGAUUUACUGGAUUGUCCUUGCUGAGUGUUAGUAUAGACUUGAUGGCCCAAGUAAAUAACUUGUAUGUUAGAGUCGAUCAGUGUUUGUGUAACUUCUCAGGAGAGUCAGUGUUGGUGGUUGUUUUCAAAUGAAUAGCAUCUCCUGAAGCCCUGGGAUCCUCCGGUUAACUGAAUAACUGAUUUAAAAUAUUGUAACUUGGAGCAGGAAUAAAAACUAGUGAGGCAACUUCUUAAAAUGAAUAUUACCAGUGAAUAUUUUGCACUAACUGCUUGUUAUACCGUAGGAUUAUCUCAAACAGGUAAUACCAAUAUAUUCCCAGAACCAGCUCAUCGCAUACACAUUUGUAAACUUGAUAUUUGUGAUGCCUUUGAAAGAGAUGUUUAAGUACAACAUUAGGCAGGGUAAUAUUCUUCCUUUUUUUUGUUAGUCUGUUUCAAAUUCAAUAUUAAAUAAACCCUCCAUGUUUACAGAUUUUUUUUUUCCCGAAUCAACCCAUUCAGAGAUGUUGUUACACAGCUCAGGAGCAGGGGAGACUUGAACAUGGGCCUCCAGGUUUAGAGUAGGAACAUUACCACUGUGCUACAAAUACCCUCGAUGACACAUACCUAAUGCCAAUCAUUGUGAUGUUCUUCCUCUUGAUUCACACCUAAGUAAUUCUUUAUUGUCAGAGUAAAAGAGCAUUUUGCCUAAAUUGGUUACAGAUUGUAAAUCAUAUUGUAUAUAAAAAAACCCUUCCCUUCUGCACACUCUGUAGAGUUAUUGAAAUAUUGGGUCAGUUUGAAACUUGAAAUUGGUAGUUGUUGCAAUCAGCAGUUCAAUUGGACCCUCCUGGUUAGUGAAAAUUAGGCCGGAAGUAAUCAUCAGCAGUGUAUAACUUGAACCAUUUAUUUCAAAGCAGGUGAAGUUCACAAAGACUCAUUUGAGGUGAAAUUCAGUACUCUGAACACACAAAAGUAUACUUAAGACGUUUGAAUGAAUCAUUCUGUUGUAAUAUCGAUUGAAGUGAUAGCUUUGCACUUAUUAUGAUAAAUGCGGGGUUUUUUUAAUCAAGGCGUGCAGUCUGGAUGGAAGGUGCUGAGGGAUGGAAAUAAACUUGCUCAAAUGGAGGAGGCACCACUUUUUCCAGGGGAAGCUAUCAAAGCAAUUGCCAAAGAUGUCACAUACAUCUGUCCUUUCAUUGGGGCCAUCAGUGGGACGCUCACUGUCACCGAAUACAAACUGUACUUCAAAAGUGUAGAGCGGGAUCCCCCUUUCACCCUUGAUGUUCCACUGGGGGUUGUGAGUCGUAUCGAAAAAAUUGCUGGCAUUCAAGAGAACUCCUGUGGCUUGGAAAUUGUGUGCAAGGAUAUGAGAAAUCUGCGGUUUGCAUACAAACAGGAAGAACAUGGUAAACUCGAGAUCUUUGAGAACCUCACACAGUAUGCCUUUCCUGUCUCGAAGAACUUGCCACUGUUUGCAAUGAAGUAUAAGGAGAAGUAUCCGGUUCAGGGCUGGAAGGUGUACGAUGCUGUGGCAGAAUAUAAAAGACAGGGUUUGCCAAAUGAAAGUUGGGUCAUCAGUAAAAUCAACAGCAACUAUGAACUCUGCGAUACGUACCCUUCGAUUGUGGUGGUGCCUACCAGUGUCAAAGAUGACGACCUUUGUAAAGUGGCAGCAUUUCGAACACGUGGGCGAAUCCCAGUUUUGUCUUGGAUCCAUCCAGAAAGCCAAGCGACGAUUACUCGAUGCAGUCAGCCAUUGGUGGGGCCAAAUGACAAGCGGUGUAAGGAGGAUGAGAAAUAUUUACAAACCAUCAUGGACGCCAAUGCGCAGUCUCACAAGUUAAUCAUCUUUGAUGCUCGACAGAGCAGUGUGGCAGACGCCAGUAAGGCAAAAGGUGGAGGCUAUGAGAGUGAAUCUGCAUAUUCAAACGCUGAGCUUAUAUUCUUGGAAAUCCAUAACAUCCACGUCAUGAGGGAGUCUCUCAGGAAACUGAAGGAUGUCGUUUACCCUGUGAUAGAUGAAGCCAAGUGGCUGUCAAAUAUCGAUUCAACUCAUUGGUUGGAAUACAUAAGAAUCCUUUUAGCCGGAGCCGUUCGGAUAGCAGACAAGGUUGAAUCGGCAAAAACCUCGGUUGUGGUCCAUUGUAGCGACGGCUGGGACCGGACCUCUCAGCUAACCUCCCUAACCAUGCUGAUCCUCGACAGCUACUACCGAACUAUCAAGGGUUUUGAAGUGCUGAUUGAAAAGGAGUGGCUAAAUUUCGGACACCGUUUUGCAGUCAGAGUGGGACACGGUGAUGAGAACCAUGCUGAUGCUGAUCGAUCGCCCAUCUUCCUUCAGUUCAUUGACUGCGUCUGGCAAAUGACAAAGCAGUUUCCUGCAGCCUUUGAGUUUAAUGAGCUCUUUCUGCUGACCAUCCUGGACCAUCUGUACAGCUGUCUUUUUGGGACAUUCCUUUAUAACAGUGAGCAGCAAAGACUGAAGGAGGAAGUGCAGACAAAUACAGUUUCCCUCUGGUCCUAUAUAAACAGCCAGCUGGAGGAGUUCACCAACCCGUUUUAUGUGAAUUACGAGAAUCACGUGCUUUACCCAGUCGCCAGCUUACGGCACUUGGAAUUGUGGGUAAACUAUUAUGUCAGAUGGAACCCACGGAUGAGGCCUCAGGUACCAAUCCACCAGAGUUACAAAGAGCUUCUUGGCAUCCGGGCCGAGCUGCAGAAGAAGGUUGAGGAGCUUCAGCGUGAGGUCAGCAACAUGGCAGUGUCAUCUUCCUCUGAAAGAGCGUCACCCACCCAUUCAGUGUCACCCGUACAGACAACAGUGUGAAUUUGUCAACCGUUCUCCCUACCAUGUUUCCUUGAUGACUGAGUCACUGAGGUUAUGACUGCAGCAUGUAUAUGAAAGCUGUAAAUACAGAUGAUUCUGUGUGUACAUGUGCGCAGGUGUGCAAUUUUAUCGCAGCGUACUUUAGGGUUUUGUAAACCUGUGCGGGGAUAUCUUUGUUGCGCGGUUGCUUUGUUCUGAUGCUGAGACCUUUUGGCAGAAGGGUAAAUGUGAGUGCCACUGUAAAACUGGCCUAAACUUUGGUGCCAAUCCAUGAAUUAGCCAGAAAGAGCUGGGGAGGAGGGAGGGCAGAGGGUUUGGGGGAGAAGGCAGACAGUAUCUGAUGGAUCAGCCCAGGCAAAGAACCGGAGUGCCAAGUUUUCAUUGUAGUCUGCUGUUGAGCAAAUGACCCAACUUUCACUCCUGCCCCUCCCACAAUGAAAAACACUUUAUUGGCUAUAAUCGACUCGAACAUGUGACUUGGGGUUGGUAGGUGGAUAUCCUAUCACAAUCCAAAGAAAACAGUUUGGGUUUUAUCUUUUGUAGGCAACUUCACUAUUUCUAUUUUAACUUCUUCUCCUUUAUAGAAUCUGUAUAUUUUUAUAUAGUGCCUGUAAAUGGCUGUAUCCCCAUCAUUAAAUUCAUCAUUGCAAAUAAAUGUCACCACCUUCCAGAAGCUUCCCUUGUGGAUUUCUGAAAUCUUGGGAAAAAGUGUAUUCUUAGAUUUGAGGAUUUUGUGUUUAACGAACUUGGCAGCGAUAUUCUCAUCCAUGAGACGCACAAAGCUGAAAUGUCAUUGAACCCGGAACAUAACAUAGUUAGUGAAAUUUUUCCUCCCAACUUCAUCUGCCUUUCAAGUGUGGGGGCAUUUUCUGUGUCAGGGAAAGGGGUCAUACAUGUUUCCAUGCUGAAGGGGAAUUCUGACAUCAAACAAUCCAGCCUGUUAGUGCCAGGAGUGCUGUAACAUAACCAGACAACUCAAUUUAUUUCCAAGAGUGAAGAGAACAGAAAUUUCACAAAACAAGCUUUGCAGAGAUCAUAAGAUGAGAAACUGAAAAUUUCUUGAAACCAGUAAGGCCUUUCAUUUGUACAAAAGAGGAAAGUGUCCCUUGUACCUUUGUUGUAGAAUUUGAGCAUCAGAUUAAAAGUACCGUAUUAUGCUUUUUACAUUUUCCAAUCAUUCAUCAAAUGAAACAGUAUUUCACAGAUGCAGCCCUUCUAUUUUUACAAAAAUGCAGGACUCAAUCAUUACUCACAUAAUUUUCAUGAUUUUUCUGACAGGAUUUGUGUGUUUUUUCCAGUACAUAAAGACAUUUUUCAAACUGAGGCAUUGUGUGUUUUAACCAUUGACCCGAAGUUGUCUAUCGCUUUCCAAUCAAAUGGCCUUUACUAGUGUUACCUGAAAGGAUCAGAGAGUUCAUCUUCUGGCCAUGUCUUUGGAGAGUUAAUGUGUUUGGGAUGAAUUUCCUAGGUUUGGCUUUGGAUAGGCUAAAGCUGAAUUUCAAUCCUUACUUUGGAGUUUUGGUGGGAGUGUGCUGAGCACAUGCUUUAAGUGUUUAAAACUGAUCGUUUUAAGUUUUAGCUGAACCUAGAAACCUAAUGCUGAACAUAACUUGGUAGUGGCCCUUAUCUGGAUUGCCCUCAGAUUAGCAAAUACUAUAAGUGACUAUCGUCUGGAAUGGUAAAGCCUCCUCAUGUUCUGUAGCAAUUCCAAGUGUUAAUUUUGACCUUUCUGUAGUGGUACGGCUUUUCACCUUCUGCCUGUGUUUUCUGUCAAAGAACUGUAACAGUCCCACUGCCAAUAUUGCUACCGAUGUACAAAUGUCUGAAGUAGAUAAACAAUUCUUUAAACUACAGCAUGUCCUAUAUUAAUUUACAAGCAAAAGCAUAUUGCAUUUUACUUUGGUGAAUAUUCGGCAUGUAUGUAGAAGGUGUUUGCCUAAUGCAUUGCACUUUAGUAUAGACUAUAAGGCCCUAUCUGCGCUCUCAGGUUGAUGUAAAAUAUUCAAUAGCACUUUCUGAAGAGCAAGAGCGUUUGCCCCAAUGUCCUGGCCAAUGUUAAUUGCUGAGUGUGCAUCACUCAAACAGAUCCGUUGUUGUGUGUAGGAGCUUGCUAUAUGCAUACUGGCUCUUUAGUUGACUAUGCUGUGACAGUGACAAUUCUUCCAAUUUAUUUUAUUGGCUGUAAAGUGCUUUGAGACAUUGCAAAGAUAUGAAAGACGCUAUAUAAAGGCAAGUGUUAAUAAUUAUUAUCUGAACACAGCGACACAUUGGCACUCCGUAGUGAACAGUUUAACUUGUAUCUUCAGAAGUGAUAUCACACCCUUAACAUAGGAACAAAAUUAAUCAUAUUGCUGAAAAAAAAAAGCCCCAUCUUUAUUUAAAUUUUUAAAAUUUGUCAAGACUAGUUUUGUCAGCUUAAGGGACUGGACUGAUAGCUGGUUUAUUUGGUGGGUGGUGUCUAGCACAUGCAGUGCCCUCAGAGGACCACAGGGCAUGUGUGCAGGCUGUCAAGGUUUGAUGGUGGAGGUAAGGGGUUAGUGGGAAACACUGAAUGGAGAGCUGAACAAUAAAGGUGCCCAGACAGAGAUUGCUCCCACAAGAGAGGGGAUGUGAUUGAUGGAAUGGUGUGGAUGAGAUGACAGAAAUAUUUAAAUACAACAAAAUGGCAGAGUGAUUGAUUAUUGGUUCACCUUGUUAAAUAAAAGGCUGCUAAAUUGUGCCAAAAAUUAAAUUCACUAUAUUUGAAUGAAACGUUUUUGGAAAAACUGUCAUCUGAAUUAAAAGAAUACUUUGGCUUUGAUUCUAUAGAUUAAGAUGGUGGUGACAGUUCUUAGCAUUCCUAUGCACUCCAGUGCAUUUACUACCACAGUAACCCAAGAAUGGAGCAAUUACAAAGUCACAACAAAACCUGAACCCUGAACAAGGACUUUGUCAGGCAAUAUAAUUGGUAAUUAAGCUUUUUUUUGAUGGUUGAGGUUUUAAUUAUAACAGGCAGAUUUCAAGGAAAUAGCAGGAUUUUCCUCAAAAUAUAUUGAGCUCAUCAGAUGAAAAUCUGCCUUUUCAACUUAGGAGAAAACAAUUCCCAAUUCUACUUCCAUUUUCAAUGGUGGAACAAAAUAGAUCUUAGACAAAAAAUUGUGUUUUUUUUACGUAGGCACAGCUUAACGUAGUUAUUUUUGCUCAGAGACAACACUUCUGAUUCUGUGAAAGAGUGGUGAAAAUGUAGAAAUCCUGUAUAUUUAAAGAAGUACUGUUGCAAUAAAGAAACUUAUUUGUCUGCAAA